This is a messenger RNA of Plasmodium gaboni, 3250 nucleotides long. RefSeq lists its product as hypothetical. NCBI's taxonomy places the organism in Eukaryota, Apicomplexa, Aconoidasida, Haemosporida, Plasmodiidae. The record is from RefSeq and is a predicted model, not a curated record. The transcript has a single exon. The annotation marks the transcript as partial.
AAAAAAAAAAAAAAAUACAUAUAUAAUAAAUAUAUGUGCAACACAGAAAUUUUAUAUAAUAAUAAAAAGGAUCAUAUCAAAAAAUCAUCUCAACAUAAUAACAAUAAUAAUACAAAUAAAAAAACAUUCUCAACAAAGGAUACCUUUUAUUCCACAAAAAUACAACAAGAUUCAAAGAAAACGAUAAAUUGGUUGUCACAUGUGAAUUUAGAAAGACGUGAAAAUACAACAUUGAAAGAAAAAAAAAACGAAAUGAAAAUAUCAACAUUAAAACAUAUUAAUGAAGUAAAUCAUACAGGUUAUCUCAAAAUAGGAGAAAAUAAAAUAUAUAAAGAUAAUAUGAAAAAUAAUAAAAAUAAUAAAAAUAAGAAAAAUAAGAAAAACAAGACACAUAUUAAUAAUAAUAAUAAUAAUAAUAAUAAUAAUAAUGAUAAUAUUGAUAAGAAUCAUCAUUCUUAUAAUCAUCAUUUUUAUAGUCAUAAUUUAUUUAAUCAUCAUAAGAAAGAUAAUAUUAAUAAUUCCUUUUCUAUACAAUAUCAAAAUAAUACAAACAAACAAAAUUGUUUUACAAAUAAUAUCUCUAAAUUAAAUAAUUCUUCUUUCUUAAAAAAAAAUAAAGAUAAAGAUUAUGACGAUAAUGUUUUCUUAUCAGAGGACUUUAUAAAUUCUAAUAAUAUUUUUAUCAAAAAUAAUUCAUCGAAUAAUUCUUUGAAACUUACCGUUUCGUCUUCAUCAUCCAAUAUUAUUUCAUCUGUAUCUUCAUAUGAAACCAAGACAAAAAAAAAAAAAAAAAAAAAUGAAAACGUAAACGUAAACACAAUGGAUGUUAUAAAACACACUGAUAAUCAUAAUAAUAGUCAUCACAAAAUUGAAAACAUACAAAAAAUUAAUAGCAUAAAUAAAAACAUGCAUUAUGAAGAAAAUCAUAUGGACAGAAAUGAAUACAUUAAAAAAGAAACACCACAUAAUAAUAAUAAUAAUAAUAAUAAUAAUAACACUACAACAUAUAUAUUUCAAAAUAACAUGAACAAAGAUAUAUUUAAUACAUGCAAUAAGGAAAAUAAAAAUAUACCAAUCACCAAAUUAAAUAUAUCAGAUAAUAUUAUAAAAUAUAUUAAAGUUCUAAACAAAUUAAAAAGAAAUAUAUUAUGCAUAUUAAACAAGUGUAUACAAACAGAUGAUGUAAAGAAAAAAACACAUUCUUAUAAACAUAAAUAUUUUAUCAAGUUUAUGAAGGAAAUGAAAAAAAUAAUAAUAAAAAAUAAAAACAUAAAAAAUAAAAAAAUAAAAAAUAAAAACAUAAAAAAUAAAGAAAAGAAUAUUUAUUAUAUAUUUUUAGAAUAUAAUCAAAAUGUUUUGUUGCUUCAAAAAUUUUUUAAAAAGAAAAAAAUCUUAAUAAAAUAUAUAAAUCAAUUAUUUGAAAAACAUGUUCUUCCUUCUUAUAACAUUUUUGAUGAAAAUGAGAUCAAUCAAACAAAUUUGGAAAAAAUAAAAAAAGAAAAAAAAAAAUUUCUUGAUAAAAUGCUUAGUUUAAAAAUAAAGUUAUUAAAAAAUAUGGAUAUUCUACAAUUUCUUCCAAAAUAUAAGAAACAAGAAAUAUAUUUUAGAAAUAAUAAAUAUGAAAAUAUUAACCAGACUAAUGAUAUAUGUCCUAAACAUAAUGUGUCUUGUCAGCAUUUUUUACACUCUUUAAAUGAUAAAAAUGAACAAGAAGAACCCUACAAUUUGGAUUCUCUAUAUGAAGCACAAAAAAAUCAUUCAUCAUCUCUAAAUGAAAUAAAUCGAUAUUAUUCAGAGAAACAUAAAAAGAAUUAUAAAAGUGAUAAUAAAAGUGGUAAUAAAAGUGAUAACAAAAGUGAUAAUAAAAGUGGUAAUAAAAGUGAUAAUAAAAGUGAUAACAAAAGUGAUAACAAAAGUGAUAACAAAAGUGAUAACAAAAGUGAUAACAAAAGUGAUGACAAAAGUGAUAACAAAAGUGAUGACAAAAAUGAUAACAAAAGUGAUGACAAAAGUGAUAAACCAAAUUGUAGUUAUAUAUAUCCAGGCAGAUCAUCAUCUCUUUUAUACUCAUCAAUUGUAAAAAAAAACAUGAAGCAUAAUAAUAAUAAAAAAAAAAUAAAAAAUAAUGAAUACAAUAACAUUAACAUUAAAGACAAAAAUAAUUACAAUAAAAGUAACAACACGAACAAGCAAAAUUAUAGAAAUUCUAAUUCCAAUUUUUUUUUUUCAAAAAACACAAAAUUAAUUAACACUUUAUCGGAUGACAAAAAAAAACAAAAGCUUCCACAUAAACCAAAAAAUUCAUACAAACAAAUAAAUAUACUCCAUGAACAAAAAGGUAAUCAAAUUAAUAAUUUUGAAGAAGAUAAAAAAAAAAAUACCAUUAUAGUUGAAACAAACGAAAAGGUAGUUGAUCUGGUAUGUAACGAAAAUGAAAAAAUGGCUAGUCAAAUAAAUGAAAUAAAUCAUAUAAAUAUUAAGGGCGAUUUUAAAAAUGAAAUGACUACGACUAAAAUAUUAGAAAACAUAUCAAAUGAUAUAUUAACAAAUGAUAUAUUAACAAAUGAAAUAUUAGCAGUUGAAAAAUUAUCAAAUAUGGCUGCAAUAAAUAAAGUACAAAUAAACCAUUUAGAAUUAAAUAAAAUAAGAAACACAAAAGCUGUAGCACACAACAAUUUAAAUAACAUAUCCAGUAGAUAUACAAGUAUUAAUAAAAGCAUUGUUGAAAAUAAUAACUUAUAUCAUAAUUUAAUAGACCAUCAGGAUAGAUUUGUUAAUUUGAAAAAGCAAGAUAAUUUAUACUGUCCUUAUAAUAAUGUAAAUCCAAGAAAUAAUAAUAUAAUGAAUUUUUCUAAUAUUGAUAACAUUAAAAUUAAUAUUAUUAAUAAUAAUAUUCAAGAUAAUUUAAAUGAAAAGAAUUAUUAUUUAAUUGAUGAAAAUGAAAAGAAAUAUAAAGAUAUAAAUAUAAAUAAUAUGGAUAUACAGAAAACUCGUUUCAAUCAAAAUAAUGAACAUGUAAUAAAUAAUAAAAUUAAAAUAAUAAAAAAUAAUAAAAAAUUUUUAUGUGAUACUGAUACUGUGUUUUAUGAAAAUAAUAUACGUCCAGUAAAAAUAAUUCAAAAAAGAGGAAAUAACUAUAAUAUAAUUAAUAAAAUUAAAAAACAUAUAUUCAAAAAUUAUAAUAAUGCACUUGUUUUCUUGAAAAAACAAAUAUAUAAAACAAAUUGGUUAAUUCAUAAAAAUAAAAAAA